AUGGCUUUCGCCAACUUCCGCCGUAUCCUGCGCUUCACCGGUGAUAGGAAGAGGCUGCGGGAGUAUGAACAUGUCCGGAGAGACCUGGACCCCAACACGGUGUGGGACAUAGUCGGGGAGCUGGGGGACGGAGCUUUCGGGAAAGUGUACAAGGCCAAAAACAAGGAAACUGGCAUCUUGGCUGCUGCCAAAGUUAUAGACACAAAGAAUGAAGAAGAGUUGGAGGACUACAUGGUUGAGAUAGAUAUCCUCGCCACCUGUAAUCACCCCAACAUUGUGAAGCUACUUGGUGCUUAUUAUUUUGAGAACAAGCUCUGGAUCUUGAUAGAGUUUUGUCAAGGUGGAGCAGUGGAUGCAGUAAUGCUUGAAUUGGAUCGUGGUCUGACAGAAGCUCAGAUCCAAGCCGUGUGCAGACAGAUGCUGGAAGCACUGGUAUACCUCCAUAGUAUGAAGAUCAUCCAUCGGGACCUAAAAGCAGGGAAUGUUCUACUAACUCAAGAUGGAGACAUCAAGCUAGCGGAUUUUGGUGUCUCAGCAAAAAAUGCAAAAACUUUGCAGAGGAGAGACUCCUUCAUAGGUACCCCUUACUGGAUGGCCCCUGAAGUGGUGAUGUGCGAGACGAUGAAAGAUUCUCCAUAUGACUACAAAGCGGACAUUUGGUCUUUAGGCAUAACGCUCAUUGAAAUGGCUCAAAUUGAGCCACCACAUCAUGAACUUAAUCCAAUGCGGGUGCUUUUGAAAAUUGCCAAAUCAGAGCCCCCUGCUCUCUCUUCUCCUUCAAAGUGGUCUCAGGAGUUACGGGACUUCCUGAAGAAGGCUCUCGAUAAGAAUCCAGAGACCAGGCCAAGCGCCGUGCAGCUCCUGGAGCAUCCAUUUGUUAACAAAGGGGUAAAUAAGAAAAUUUUGCGGGAACUUGUGGCAGAGGCGAAAGCUGAAGUACUAGAUGAAAUAGAAGAGAAUGGCGAACUGGACGAAGAGGAGUCUCCUGAUGCACUGUCUCCACCUACGAAGAAUGGCAACCAGUACUCGUUUGAAGUUGAAAAGGGCAAGUCUAGUUUAACAAAACGCCAAAGCAAUGGUCUAAAACGUCAUGAAGACCGGACGGAUGGCCAAAGCCCAGACAGCACUAUAAGCAGCAAAUCUGACGGUAUAAAGUCUGCUGAGAACUCCACACAGAACAUCAAUGGUGAAGAAAAAGUCAAACCUGAUAUCAUCAUUAUCAACCCAUUAAUCUCCCCUGAAUUAAAGAAUUUAACAGCUGAGAAUCACAGUCUGGACAAGGAAAAAGACAAUGAGGUAUCUGUAUCAAAUGGCCACAUCCCAAAGAACAGCCAGUAUGACCGGCUAUCUGCAGAAUUGAUUCCCAAUGGUGGAAGUUUCGACUCUCCUUUCCGUUUCUUCAGUAGUCAACCUAAAAAGGAUUCUGAUUCAGGCAGUAACUCUGCUUCAGACAGUAUGGACCUCAGUAUCAACUUGUCGGCUGAUUUAUCCAUUAAUAAAGAGACUGGUUCUCUGUCAAUUAGGGAGUCUCGUCUUCACAACAAGACUUUGAAACGCACCAGACGAUAUGUAGUUGAUGGUGUAGAAGUGAGUAUCACCACCUCAAAGAUCAUCGGUGAUGAUGAGAAGAAGGAUGAAGAGAUGCGCUUUCUGAGGCGCCAGGAGCUACGUGAAUUGAGAUUGCUGCAGAAAGAAGAGCACAGGAACCAGACCCAGCUGAACACAAAGCAUGUGUUACAGCAGGAGCAGAUGAUACGUCGCUUUGAACAGGAAAUGCAUGCAAAGAAAAAGUUCUAUGACACAGAGCUGGAGUUACUGGAGCGCCAGCAAAAGCAGCAGAUUGAGCGGAUGGAGCAGGAGCAUGCUACACGCCGAAGAGAUGAGACCAAACGCAUCCGUACUGAGCAAGAGCGUGUACUUGCAAAAUUCCUUGAGCAUCUAAAGCUACGAAAAAAAGAGAUGAAGGCAUCUGUGGAAAAUCUACCAAGGUAUCAACGCAGAGAACGUAUGAAACUGAAAAUGGAUGAGUUUUCUCAGAUGAAGCAAAGUGAGGAGCAACAGUUCUUAAAUAAACAGAAGGAUGAUAUGGCUCUGGUUUUGAGUGCUAUUACACUGGAGAACAAGAAAGAGAUAUAUAGCAAGGAAAGGGAAUUCCUGAAUAAGAAACAGCAGCUUCUCAGAGAGAGGGAAGCUCGCAUAUGGGAAUUGGAAGAGCGCCACCUACAGGAAAGACAUCAACUCAUAAAGCAGCAGUUAAAGGAUCAAUAUUUCUUACAACGUCAUGAACUGCUCAGGAAGCAUGAGAAGGAGCAAGAACAAAUGCAGCGGUACAAUCUGCGCAUGAUUGAACAACUCCGAAUACGGCAGCAGCAAGAGAGAGCACGCUUGCCCAAACUUCAGAGAAGUGAAGCAAAGACACGGUUGGCUAUGUACAAAAAAAGUCUUCACAUCAGCUCUUUUUCCAGUGGUCCGGAACAGAGGGAGAAGGUUAAGCAGUUCACACAGCAGGAAGACAGGAGACAGAAGGCAGAGAGAUCACAGCAACUGCAAAAGCAUGAACAGCAGAUAUUGGAGAUGCAUGCCCAGUGCGACAGCAAUGCAAGAGAGCUGCAGCAGCUUCAGAACGAGAAGUGUCAUCUUUUAGUGGAGCACGAGACUCAAAAACUAAAGGCUUUGGACGAGGGUCACAUACAGAUGCUGAGAGACUGGAGGGAAAAGUUAAGGCCCCGCAAAAAGGCUCUGGAAGAUGAUCUUGAGCAGAAGAAGCUGGAACAGGAAAUGUUCUUCCGCAUGAGUGAGGGCACAGGAGGACAUAACGGUUCAGCUCAGAAACCUGCUAAGUUUUACGCCUACGGUUCAGCUGAGGCCUCAUAAUGAUCAGCAAUACUCACUUUAAUACCCAUCUCCAUAGAGGGAUCUGGAAAAGGUUUUGUUACAACUUUGCCAAUAAACUGUCUUUGCACUUAAUGUGAAAGUAAAAAAUUUGAAGGAACGCCUGACGCCCAUAACAUGUCAGAAAGACUUGAAAAACAGAGAAGAGCUUAAUGUUGAGGAAAUGCCAUAUCCAUAAUUAUACAAUGAAAAGCUG
Molecule: messenger RNA, 3088 nt
Organism: Bufo bufo (common toad)
Lineage: Eukaryota; Metazoa; Chordata; Amphibia; Anura; Bufonidae
Gene: STK10
Product: serine/threonine kinase 10
Exons: 19
Coding region: 1-2874 (957 amino acids)
Biological process (GO): protein phosphorylation
Molecular function (GO): protein serine/threonine kinase activity; ATP binding
Source: RefSeq, a predicted model, not a curated record